GUUUUUGUCUCUUUCCUCAUGUUUUUAUCCAUUUUUUUGCCUCUUAUGUUCUUUUCUCACAUUUCAUGUAUCUGGGGCAGUUCUGACUUCUUGAGAUAAACAGCUCUUGGGAGGAAGUGUGAACUGAGCAUUUCCUUUGGAAAGCACCACCAGCCUUUGUUGUUUAGGUGCUUUCAGUGCCUCCCUUUGGGGACAUUGUGCACAUCGUGGGUGACUUUAAUUCCUCCCUGCCUGCAAGGUUGAGGUGCCACAAUUGAUUUAUUUACCCAAUUUCUCUUCUGUUUGAUGGGAGCUGCACUGUUGGGGUGCAGUUCAUUGCUCAAGUGACCUGGAUGAGAGUUCUGCUCAUGCAGUGCCUCCUUCCCCCAUCUCACAUACAAAAUUCAGUCCUUUAGGCUGCUUUUGGAGCAGGUGAGUGGUGGUUUCCCCCCACAGAGAAGGUUUAGGGUGUUGAAAAUUCACCCAAUGUGGACAUUUCCCCUCAUCCCCUUCCAUCAGCUCCUCUGGAGCUGCAGCCUUGUCACCUUGGGAUGAUUUUAAUGCCACUAAAGGCUCUGUCCACUGGGAAAACUCAAAUAUUUGUGGUUGAAAUGGUUUCUUUUUUCCUUUUUAGGGACACUGCUUCCCAUCUAAAUCCCCCCAAGCUCUGACCUACAGACCUGACCAUCACUGUGGGGUGAAACUUCAGCUCCCACCCACAAGGGAUGAAAUAAAACUCCAGGAGUGAGGGAUGAGUUAAGUCUUCACAGCAUGUGAAGGGAAUAAUUCCUGGAGGGAAUCAUUCCUGCUCUCCAGCAGGAACCAUGGCAGGGAUUUCCUGGGCUGAGGGAGUUUCCAAUGGGACACAUUUCCCAAUUUCCAAUGGCACAAAAGCCAGCUCUGGAGGCGCUUUGGGGGCAGAUUUGCAGCACUCCCUGUUUGCUGUCAGCUACAGCACGGUGCUGGUGCUGGGGCUGGCGGGCAAUGCCCUGUCCCUGUCCCUGCUGUCCUGCAGAGUGAAGCCCCUGUCCCACUCCUACAUCCUCCUGUUGCAUCUGGCCCUGCUGGACACUCUGUUCCUCGCUGUGCUGCCUCUCCAGAUCCACGCCCAGCUGCUCGGGGACACCUGGACCUUUGGGGACACGGCCUGCAGGGUCACCCAGGCUCUGUGCUGCCUCCACGUGUCCCUCAGCGUUGCCUUUUUCGGCUGCCUCGGCCUGGAUCUGUGGCUGGCAGUGCUGCACCCCUUCACCUCCAUCCAGCUCAGGGCCACCCACUACAUGCUGGUGGCCGCAGCCCUGUGGGUGGUGGCCCUGGCUGCCACUGUCCCACUCGUGCUGCACAGCAGAGGGGUGAGGAGCUGCUUUGGGAACUUCCCUGGGAGCUGGGCUCACCCCACAGCCCCUCACACCAUCCUGGCUUUCAUUUUUGGGGUGGCUGUCCCAUUUUCCAUCAUCCUGCUGGGCCUGCCGCUGGUGGCCAGGAGCGUGUGGCAGAGCCGGCGCAGAGCUGCCAGGAGGAAGGCCCUGGGCACCAUCUCCAUCAUGCUGGGCAUUUGUGCCAUCUGCUUCCUGCCCCAGCACCUCACCCAGCUGCUGCAGUUCCUGCGGGGGAUCCAGGAGGAGCCGCUCCCCAGCCUGAUCCCCGAGAUCCAGAGGGUGACCGAGGCCUUGGCGAGCUGCAGCUGCUGCCUGAACCCCCUCCUGUACCACUUCCACUCCUCCAGCAGAGCCUGGCACUGCCCCUUCAGGUUCAGCCUCAGGUCCAAGAGGGUGUUCACCAUCUGUGAUCACAAUUUUGGGGACCCUUCCUGGGGCUACAAGUCGGGGCAGAGGCAUGGAAGGAAAAUCCACGGGGGAUGGAACCAACUGAUCCACUCCACGCUGUGGGAAAUCCUCCCAGCACUGGAGAGGGAUUGGUUUUAUCAGCCAAGCACAAUUAUGGAUAAAGGUUCUUGAUUGCCUGGAUAUUUUUUUAUCAAGCAGGAAAAAUCCCAGUGCUGGUGCCUGUCACUGCAGGAAUUGGACAAACACUGGAAUUCUUUUAUUAAAACCAAGCACAAAAAAGCAUUGACA
Poecile atricapillus (Black-capped chickadee) is the source of this 2054-nucleotide messenger RNA. RefSeq names its product P2Y purinoceptor 2-like. The transcript is spliced from 3 exons. The record is from RefSeq and is a predicted model, not a curated record. NCBI's taxonomy places the organism in Eukaryota, Metazoa, Chordata, Aves, Passeriformes, Paridae. Gene Ontology annotation, cellular component: membrane. Gene Ontology annotation, biological process: positive regulation of Rho protein signal transduction; phospholipase C-activating G protein-coupled receptor signaling pathway. Gene Ontology annotation, molecular function: G protein-coupled receptor activity. The coding region runs from base 804 to 1937 and encodes 377 amino acids.